This is a messenger RNA of Hydractinia symbiolongicarpus, 2637 nucleotides long. Its product is annotated as homologous-pairing protein 2 homolog. The transcript has a single exon. The coding region runs from base 216 to 845 and encodes 209 amino acids. Gene Ontology annotation, cellular component: DNA recombinase auxiliary factor complex; condensed nuclear chromosome. The record is from RefSeq and is a predicted model, not a curated record. Gene Ontology annotation, biological process: meiotic strand invasion involved in reciprocal meiotic recombination; meiotic joint molecule formation; homologous chromosome pairing at meiosis. NCBI's taxonomy places the organism in Eukaryota, Metazoa, Cnidaria, Hydrozoa, Anthoathecata, Hydractiniidae. Gene Ontology annotation, molecular function: double-stranded DNA binding; recombinase activator activity.
CCUAGAGAUAUUUGUCUUAUAUAUAUGUCUCAUAUCAAAAAGGCAAAACUCCCUGGGGAUGAGGGUGACUUAUAAGUGGUCAUGUAUUCUAAAAGAUUAUCGAGACAAAAAAUAUUACACGGGGUAAUCAAGUCUCCGCGGCAAAAUAAAAACAAAUCCAUGCGGUACAGCGAAAAGGAAAGAACCUUAUCUCCUAACAUUUAACAGCAUACGUUAUGUCAAAGAAACGAGAUCCAGAAGUGGGAAUUUUACAGUACUUGAAUCAGCAGAACAGACCAUAUAGUGCUGUAGAUAUUUUUAACAAUUUACACAAAGAAUUUGGAAAAACAGCAGUGGUCAAGGCAUUGGAAUCUUUGACCGAGAAAAAUAAAAUAAUUGAAAAGACAUAUGGAAAACAAAAAGUAUACUCUCCGUUACAGGAUCAGUAUGGGGAUUAUAACGAAACAGAAAUUAAAGCUCUUGAUUUAAAGUUAAGUUCUUUGCAGGAAGAGGUAAAUAUUUUGCAGCAGGAGUCUAAAAAAUAUGAAGCAGAAAUAAACAAAUAUUCAAGUCAAAUGUCAACAAAGAACAUGGUUAAAAAAGCAAAAGAAUUAAAGAAUAAUAAUGAAAUAUUACAACAAAGAAUUAGUAAAUUGAGGUCUGGAACUACAUUAAUGACAAAGGAAGACCGUUUAAAGCUGUAUAACAAAAAAGAUAAAAUGUUAGGGCAGUGGAAAAAAAGAAAAAGAAUGACCUCCGAUGUUUUGAAUGCUAUUUUAGAAGGAUACCCAAAAUCAAAAAAGCAGUUGUUAGAAGAGGUUGGUGUUGAGACUGACGAAGACGUUGGGGUGCAAAUCCCAAAGUAACACAAAACUUGUAGCUGGAUAUUUAUAUACAUCUCUUGAUAUUAAGCUACCAAAUGCAUGUUGUUUUCCUGGAAAUAAAUUCAUGACUUACUGGCUAACUGAUCUGGCUUACUGCUUCUAUUUUAGUAUGCUUGUUUUUAUAACUCUGGACUUUAAGAUUUCCAAAUUUGUUCAACAUAUAUAAUGUUUAAUAUGUUUUGUUAAUAUAUAGCUAAUAUAGUGUUUAUUAUAUUUCAUGAUCAAAAUGUGUGCUAAAAAUUAGCUUAAAGAUACGGUAUAAUAUACCUUUUGUGCAUAAUUUUAUCAGCAGUAUAUAGUUAAUUAAGUUUAUUCGUUCAUACAUUAUUACUAAAAAGCUUUUUUAAUUUCUAUCAAAUGGUAUAAAAAUAAUUUUGAAAUUUUCAACCUGUAAAUAAAAAAGGUAAUUUUUUUCAAAACUUCUUUGUUCCCAACUCUCAUUCCAUGCUCUUUAGAAUCAGGAUGGAUGAUGGAUGUAUUUAAAAAAAAUUUUUAAUUUCCACAAAAUUACCAUUUUUGAUUUAUUUACCUUUUUUUAAAAACAAGUGCUAUUCAAUUUAAACUUUUGUCUUUGGGAUGUGGAGAACAGUUCACCUUUGGCAAUAAUAAAGAAAUCGGUUUUAGAUAAACAAGUUGGCUUGAGAAUGUUGUUCUUUUAAAUUUUACUUUUUAAAGACAAUUUUUACUCAAGAGAAUAAAAAAAUGCACUUGUAACUCCUAUUCUACUUCAAGGUGUGUAUAAGUCUGAUCAGAGAAAAACCUUUAGAUAAAGUUAAAAGUUUCAAAAAACAAAUCAAUAGCCGCACUAUCAAAAAGUCAUUGUUAAAUUAAAUGGCUGAUAAAGAAUAAAUCGAUUUUUUGUUACAAAAAGGUUAUACCACAUCCUUAAAAUAUGCCAGAAUGAAACUCUGCCUUUUGGUCAAGUUAGUUGUUUUGGCAAGUUUGUAAGCAAUCAGUAAUCACUUUUAUUAAUCAAUUGAAGCUACUCAAGGCUAAGUUAAUGGAGAGAAUUAGUACAAAUAGCAUCAAUAUUUUGUCCCUCAUGAGAAACAAAUGAACAUUAAUUUUUUCAGCGCUAGAAACAGUUUUUAACAUUGUGAUUGGUGUACAUAGAUUAUUUAAAAUGUAUUAUUGCUGGGAAAGUUUUCUUUUAUUGUUAAAAUGUGAAUUAAAUGAUAUUGUCAGAUUAUUGUAUUAUAUUUUAUUAUAUAAAUGGUAACAGCCUUUCACAUCAGCAUUUGAAUAUGACCUAUGCAAAUGUUAAUAAAAACUCUUCAUUGAAAUAAAUGAAAUAGAAAAAUUGGGUAAACACCUCAAAUCUAUUUGCAUUUUAAUCUCCCAAUUAAAACAGUACAGUCUGGAUGUAAACUUGCUUGAAUGGUUAAACAGAAGCCUUUGAUUUUCACUGAUAAACAACACCUAAGCACAAUCCAUUACUUAAAUCACAAUAAAUUGCAAGAUCAAUUUUAGUUAUCUCUUUUGUAAGAAUUCUUUUAAAAUUAUUAAUUGCAGUAGUUAAUAUAAAAGUUAUUUGCACUACCAGAAAAGUUAUUUGUGGGUAUGAAUUAGAAAAAAAUCCUUGCUGUUUAAUUUUCCUAACCAUAUUCUAGUUUUGAUAAACUUGUUAAUACAGCAUUUUUCUUAAUGUAAGAAUUUAGAUGCUUAUUAAACUUAUUUUAAAAUUUACGUAUUAGAUGAUGGUUUCCGACGACUUCUGCGUAGAGCGAGUGCUGAGGCUGAUCGUCCACUAAUUCGUGAACAAAGAAGAAACAAA